Aphis gossypii (cotton aphid) is the source of this 2417-nucleotide messenger RNA. RefSeq names its product pseudouridylate synthase 1 homolog (gene Pus1). The record is from RefSeq and is a predicted model, not a curated record. Gene Ontology annotation, biological process: tRNA pseudouridine synthesis; mRNA pseudouridine synthesis. Bases 444 to 1676 code for a protein of 410 amino acids. The transcript has 7 exons. Gene Ontology annotation, molecular function: pseudouridine synthase activity; RNA binding. Lineage: Eukaryota; Metazoa; Arthropoda; Insecta; Hemiptera; Aphididae. Gene Ontology annotation, cellular component: nucleus.
AGCCCCCUUGUGGAAGCAACAUUUUUUGUUUUAACUUUUAAGCAUGUGUAUGGUUCAAAAUCUUUAUUGUAAUAUUAAAUUGUGGUGAUUUCCCUAUUAACUACUAUAAAUUAUAAACAUGGUGUGUUCGCUGAAUUGUACUAUCACAAACGCGCAAUCUUGCCAAUUUGUCAGAAAGUUUAAAAGUUGAUGAAACGAUUGAAACGUUCUGGGGCUAGCCGAUGUUGGGUUUUUAAAAUUUACACACUAAAAUAUUGUUGUUUAAAUCAAAAGGAUCUUGUUACACGUUUACUGUAAACUUCGUAUUUUUGAAGGUGAAAUAAAUUGCGCUAAAUGGUAUUUUCCACUCGUCACUUACUUAAAGCCUUGUUGCCCAUAAAUUCAGGUACACAGCAAUUAUAGUCCGUCGAACAUCUUUUGGAAUAACUCGAUUCUCAGUCCGCAUGAUGGUGUCUGAUCCAAUAAUUAAUCAGAAGCAUCCACUUUCAGAGGAUGAUGAGAACAUUGCUACUAAAAAACUAUGCAUAGAACCCAGAAUAAAAAGAAAAAAAUGUGCCAUAUUAUUGGCGUACUCUGGACAAGGAUAUUUGGGUUUACAGAGAAAUAAAGGGACAAAAACCGUUGAAGAAGAAUUGUUGCUUGCAUUAAAAUCAAAAAAUUUAAUUACUGAUGAAGGGUUUGACCAAAUUCAAACCAUGCAUUUUCAGCGUGCUGCUAGAACUGACAAAGGAGUAUCUGCUUUGCGACAAAUAAUUUCCCUUUUAUUACCUGAAGAUGUUGAUAAAGAAGUUAUUAAUUCAGCUUUACCCGAGCAAAUCAGAGUUCUAGAUAUCAGGAGGACAACCAAAGGUUUCAACAGUAAAAAUUCUUGUGAUGGACGAACAUAUUCAUACACAUGUCCAACUUUUGCUUUUGCACCAGCCGAAGCUACCAUUGAUUUUAAUUAUCGAAUUGAUGCCACUGUUAUUGAUAGAAUAAAUGAAAUUGUUAAGAGUUUCUUAGGAUGCCACAAUUAUCAUAAUUAUACUUCUAAAAAAAAACCGGGCGAUCCAAGUUCACAAAGAUACAUGGUUAGUUUUUACUGUGAUAAACCAUAUGAAAAAGAUGGUGUUGAAUUAAUAUCAUUGUAUGUUAGAGGACAAAGUUUUAUGCUUCAUCAGAUUCGUAAAAUGGUCGGUGUUAUUAUUGCUAUUUGCCGAGGUGUAGCCAAGCAUGAUGUGAUAGAACGUUCAUGGCAACCUGAUCGUCUUGAUUUGCCUAUUGCUCCAGGCUUAGGCUUAGUACUAGAAGAAGUGCAUUAUGAUAAAUAUAAUGGAAAAUUUGGUAAUGAUGGUAUGCAUGAUCGUUUAGAUUUUGUUGAACUUAAUGAUCAAGUAUCUGAAUUUAGAGCUAAAUAUAUACUACCAACCAUUAUCAAAGUAGAAAAAGAAGAGAGCUCUAUGAAAUUAUGGCUUGAACAGUUACCAUUACACACAUUUGAAGUACGUACAGAACACCGCCACAUGCGAAGAGAUGUUAAUGAGAUAAAUAGUCCAGGAUUAGCAUCUUUACAGGCGGCAGCUGAAUUAAUUGAAAAAGAGGAACAGCAUGCUAUUGAUACAAAUAAAGAAGUACCACCUGAUAAUCUUUCAACGCUUGCAGAUGCUGCUCAAGCAAUGAGUUCAGAAAAAAAAUAAUUUUUGAAUCAAAUUGAAAAAGGAGUGAACUACAUUAAUACUAGUAUAGAUUUUAAUAUUUAUUUAUAAAUAUUUUAUUAAUAAAUGGGAGCAUCUGGUUUGAACAAAAAAAAAAAAAACAAUUGAACUAUAUGUCAAACUAUUAAUAAUAAUAAAAAAAAAUUAAAAAAAUAACAUCUAAUUAUUUAAUUAUUGUUCUAUUAAGUUUUAUAUGGUUAACCAUUAGAUCAUAUACAUAUAUGAUCCAAGGGCUGAACAAAUAAAAUUAAAAUUGAAUAUUACUUUUGGAUAAAUAGUAUCAGUAAUUGAUAAUUUAAAACAAACAUUUAAUAAGAUUAGCAUAUUAAUUAAAGUUAGGUAGUGUAACAUAGUAUUUAAUUAAUUGUGAUGAUAAUUGACUGACAGUUGCAGUCUGAAAACAGUAUUUUCCUAAUUUGAUACUAGUACUCAUUUAAAAGCCAAAGAUAUUGAUUUGGUAUUUUUUCACGCUUCCAUUUUGUUUUUUUGGCUAUUGAGCCUAUUGUGUGUAUCUACUAUUUGAUUUAUGUUAACAGAAGAAUCAUCUAAAUAACCAAGUUCCAGAAUUUUAGAAUGGAAUUAUUGAUUUGUAAAUGUAAGUGUGUUGAUCUGAAUUUCUUUUAAAUCUUGAAUAUUAUUUUUGAGUUUAUAUUUAGGCACAUUUUUAAAUGUAGAUACAAUUUAUUUUUCAAUGGUUCUACUGGUUUUCUUGUGGACUAGUCC